Messenger RNA from Arabidopsis thaliana (thale cress), 1241 nucleotides. RefSeq names its product transcription initiation factor TFIID subunit 1b-like protein. The transcript has a single exon. Bases 327 to 518 code for a protein of 63 amino acids. Lineage: Eukaryota; Viridiplantae; Streptophyta; Magnoliopsida; Brassicales; Brassicaceae. The record is from RefSeq and is marked reviewed.
CACAUAUCUACAAUUUGUGUAUAUAAAGAAACGCCCCCUACGUAUUAUUGGCCCUUCGCAUAAACCAAGAGCCAACGAAGCAAGCAUCUUCCAAAGAAAAAACGUUGCCAAUAAUUGCUUCCAAGUUUCAAGCCACGUAGUAUUUUGAUCGGUCCACUCAAAUAAAAUAAUAAUAUGGAUAUUUGCAUAUAUAUAAGUCUAGGUAUUGCAUGUAAGACUUCACAACGUAGAGCAAGAUAUCUGGAUACGCGGAAAAUAGAGAGAAGAAAUCAAAAAGCAUAUUUUUAUUUUAUCUUUGAAAAGAAGAUUAUUGUUUUUAGUCUACAAUGGUGACUCUAAAAAUGGAGAUUUGCAUCGAGUUGUUGAAAUUGACCGUAGAUUUCGUCGCCGCCGUUGCAGAAUCAAUCGAAGUAGCUUUCCGCCAUCGUCCUCCACCGGUGAUUCAAUAUUCUUCAGUGAUGUAUGGUCGCCGGAGUAAUUACACCGCCGUUCCCAUUCCUCUCGUGGGGUUUCUGUAGUUAAUAUAUUCUUCUUUUGUGGUUCUUUUGUUUUUUGUUCAUUCUUGUUCUAUUAUAAUUACCUUCUUGCCUCGGACAAAAAGGUAUAUUUCUUAUGAAAGAACAAGAUGUGUUUUGUGUAUAAACCAAAAAAAUCACGAAAAGUUUACGUAACCCGUGAAUAUAUAAAAGUUUAGACGUUCCCGAUUGUAUAUAUUUUUUUCGAUAUAUAUAUUUUGUUUAUUCAUAAGACCCUUAAAUUAUAUGUUUCUAUUAUAUCAAUGUGUUCACACUUUCAUGGUAGAUCUGAUCUUGAAGAGGGCAGAGGUUGAUAUAUUUGGGUCAUAGUCGAAUAAUGAUCGUGGCGAUAUUUUUUUAAUUCCACUAGACAAAUACAAAACCUAUUAUCUUAUCCAUGUUUGAGAUUUAAGAUUAGAAUUGUUUUUUGGGUGGUGUCCACACCAAGUAACGUGUCGGAUACUAUUUUUGGAAAAUUUGUUUUGUUCUUGACGAAUCGUGGCCCAUCUUUGAUCCAUCUUCGAUGCAACACCGAAACAGCAACUGAUAUGUAGCUAUGAGGAACACAGAUUUGUGGUACUUUUGUAUAUACUAGAUGAGUACUCGCACUACGUGCGGGUUUACAUAUUACUAUUUACAAAUUAUUUUAUAUAAUAUUUGUUCAUAUAAAAUAAAGUUGAAUGCAUCGGUAUUGAAACAUAAAUAUGAUUUAGAAUUGUUUUUGAA